Cotesia congregata is the source of this 795-nucleotide messenger RNA. NCBI's taxonomy places the organism in Eukaryota, Metazoa, Arthropoda, Insecta, Hymenoptera, Braconidae. The record is from the annotation of a GenBank genome assembly.
UUGAAAAUCAUAUUUUUAUAUCAAAAUGGGUUGCAUUGCAUUGUUUGCAAAAUUGCCGGUGGAGCUGCUUUAGCUGUCGGAAUAUGGCUUAUUGUUGAUAUAAGUACAUUUACAAAUCUCAUUAGCAAAAUCGACGAGUCCGAUGUUCUGACAAAAACAGAUCCUGAUGUUAUAAAAACAAUAUCUUACAUUUUGAUUAUUGUUGGAGCACUUACGUUUAUUGUCAGUUUCUUAGGAUAUUGCGGUGCCAUGUUCGAGUCUAGAUGUUUACUUUGUAUUUAUGGCAUUCUCAUCCUAGUUGUUUUGAUCUUGGAAUGUACUGUAGUAGGUUUGUCAUUCAGUUGGAAUAGUGAAACAGAACAAGGAGUAAGAACGUUACUCAAGGCAACGAUGAAAUAUUACGCAACAAAUGAAGACAAAACCGAAGCUGUUACGGUAGCUUGGGACGGAAUAAUGAAUCAGAUGAAAUGUUGUGGAGUUGACAAUUAUACGGAUUUCAGUCAGAGUCCUAAUUGGUCGAUGAUAGAAAAGAAAGUACCUGAGGCAUGCUGCAAUAAAAUUAAUGGUAUUCUCCAGGAUUCAAAUUGUCCAACUAAUCCAUCGUUAUCAAAUUCAUAUUAUAUGCAGGGAUGCUACAAUGCGAUAAUAAAUUCGAUCCAAGAAAAUGCAGCAAUUGCUAUUGGAGUAGCUGUAGUCCUAGUUUUUGUCGAAUUGAUUGUCAUUAUUUUGGCAUUAUAUUUAGCAUGCUGUUAUUGGCGACCACAGCAUGUAUUGACUUGUUGGUGCUGCUGCUGA